AUGUCUUCUGGAAGUGAAAGUGAUGAGGACUAUGUGCCAGGAGAACCUGAGAAAGUGUCAGAAGAGGAGUCUGCUGAUGAACAAACCGAUUUGCAGUAUGAAAAGGAGCUUGACCACAAUACAAAGAAACGAAAAUCAAAAUUACCAGCAAAAAUUAAAAAGAAAAUGAAAACAAAGAAUAGUACAAAUGAGAUUGUCAGUGAUGAAACAGAAGGUAAAGAUGAUGAACUUCCUAAAUUAAAUCCAGAAGAAGACAAGAAAAAAGAGGACGAUUUGUGGGCUAAGUUCUUAGAGGGCACAGACACUGUACUUAAACCUAAGGUAACGGAGUCAAACAACACUACAAAAUCAAUGGAAAAGAAUCAAACAGAAUCUAGUAAUAUUCCUAUUAAUAAAAACAUUAAGGAGAAAGAAGAUGAUAAAGACAGAGAGAAACGGAUAUUUGAAUUUGCUGGAGAAACUAUUGUUGUUGAAAAUAACGUUAUAAAAGAAAAAAUUAAAACAUCUGACAAUCCAGCUACAGUGAGUAAGCUGGAAGGGCCAUCACGUAGCCGAGGCGCGGGCUUGUCAAAUGUGCUUGGCCAGUUAAAUAAGAAAAAUAAACUUUCUACAUUAGAAAAAUCCAAACUGGAUUGGGAUACGUACAAGAAGGAAGAAGGUAUCGAAGAAGAAAUCGUCAGUCACAAUAAAGGCAAGGCUGGAUUUUUGGAUCGUCGAGAUUUUCUGGAGAGGACGGACGUACGCCAGUACGAGAUCGAGAGAGAUUUGCGUAUGAACAAAAGGAGCAACCGA
Brenthis ino (lesser marbled fritillary) is the source of this 792-nucleotide messenger RNA. The record is from the annotation of a GenBank genome assembly. Lineage: Eukaryota; Metazoa; Arthropoda; Insecta; Lepidoptera; Nymphalidae.